AUGUCUCUCGCAGUGGCCAAUAGCGGCCCGGUCUGCGCGUUUGAAGCCGCUCGCGAAGCAACGGCGCAGCGUCGCUACCCUCCCUCUUCGGCUAAAUUAUCCGCGUCCGAGCCUCCGCCCCGGGCGAAAUGCCUCGGACCGAGCCUCAGGUCACGGUUCGGACCGAACCUCGGGACGCCCCUCAAGCCUUCUUCUUCCGAGCCUCUCCGCGCUCGACCCAGGAGCGCGGUGAUCGUGCGAGCCGCGACGGACUUGUACCAAACCCUCGGAGUCCCUUAUAACGCGAACAAACAAGAAAUAAAAAAGGCGUUUCGGGAAAUGGCGAGAAAGUAUCACCCGGACGUGUCCCAAGCCUCAGGUUCGGCCCGAGCCUUCCAGGCUAUAGUGGCGGCGUACGAGGUUUUGUCAGACGACCAACAGCGGCGCCUCUACGACCUUAGCGUCCAGCGCGCUGCAACUUCUGUUCGCACUGCUGCGAGUCGCGCGGCUGCUGGUCGCGGUGCUACAGUUGCUCGCGGCGCGUCUGUUCGUGUUGCUGGUGCUCCCAAUCGCAGCUCCCCGCGGCAUUGGUCGUCCGUGUCAUCUGCCACGUCAGCACACGGAUCAUCUGCCAGCUUAGACCCAUUCGACAGGGCGUUCUCAGCCUCGGUCCGGCCCUCCGUCGAGCCUGGCCCAGGUUCGGCCCAAGCCUCAACCUCAGAGUGCCCGAUCUUCUCGGCGUGGUACCUGCGGUGGCUGUUCCACGCGCGGUGGGCGCUGGCAGUGCAGCAGCGCGCACGGCGUGUUGCGGCGUUCAAAACCAGGAGCAGCGGCGGCAUGAGCCCCUCGUAUGCCGCUACGGGAAUGAGCAGGGGAGCAUGGCGUGGUGAGCAUGAGGCACACGAGGAGGAGCAGGGGCAUGGGGGGGGAGAGAGGAAGUGGAGACACGCUCAAAGAGACAAGUUGGACUGGCGUACAGGGGAUGGUGCAGGGCAGGAGGCAGGCAGGAGCAGAUGGAGGGGAGCGGAGCAGGCUGGAUCUGAUGGGUUGCUGGAACAGGGGGGACUGUUGGAGGGAGAUGAGUGCAGUUCUGGAAGAGGAGGUGUUGCUGCUGCUGCUGCCAGUGGGGGUGGUGGUGUUGCAGCAGCAGCUGGGGGCGGUUCAGGAGGAGUGGAGCAAGGGGCAACCUUGGCAGGAGAAAAGCCCGAGUGGCGGGCGUCUUUUGGCUCAGACCUCGUUUUCAUCCUCGUUAGUAUCAUCCUCGGGGUUCUUUAUGGUACCAACGCUACUUUAGCAUGGCUGUCCUUGGUCCUUAUCCUCUCUGCUAACACGAGGCUCGGGUUGAAAGUUGCCGGAGCUGUCGCAUGGAGGCUCGGGGGAAUGCCGGGCCUGGGGAUCGGCGUGGGGCUGCAUGCCUUGUCGUUUUUGCUGGGGAAUGUGCAUCAUGAAGCGGUGGGGGCUAUGGCACUUGUUGUGUGGAUGGGGAGAAGGGGGAUGGGUGGUGGAGGUGUGGCAAUGGCACCAACUAUUGUGCCUCAAGCAAGUGGGCUCACCUCGUUCAGUCGCUGCACCCGGUUGAAUUCGUCGUCUCUCUUCUCUCGCUCGUUUCUGUCACCUUCCCCCGUUUGUGUCACAUCGCGCGUGCAGAACGAGCGGAGGGAGAGACUGGUGAAAGCGAGCCGGGACGUGACAAUACAGAGCAAGAAGAUCAUAUUCGCCAUCCACAGAGCCACAAGUCCGCGCGCCCUGGCAGCAGCCGCGCAGCAGCUGGCCUCCCUACGAGCACACCACAUCGCUCAAGUGGCGCGGGAAUUGCGAGCAGAGGACUACUGGCGCUUCACACGCGCGUACACGUGGGGGUUGCAAGAGUAUGUGGAGGCGGCAUCGUUCCUGCACUUCCGCCAAACUGGGCGCCUGCUGACCCUCGCCCAGGUGAACGGUGCGUUUGAAGGCAUUCUGGACCGCGAGGGCCAAGCCUUCCACGUGCAUGCUGCUGACUAUGUGCUGGGGCUCGCUGAUUUGACCGGAGAAGUCAUGAGGCUAGCUGUGUCAAGCCGUGCAGCUGCUGCUGCUGACGGUGGUGGUGGCGCUGCUGCUGGUAACGCGGGUGGUGGUGAUGGUGGUGCGGGCUCCACUGGAAAAGGGACCAGCAGGCGAGGGAAGAGGCAACGGGAACAACCAGAGGCUCAAGCAAAGGCUUCAGGUGCCGAGCCUGCGGCUGCCUCCGAACCUGUUGCCGCGGCCGAGCCUGAAGCAGAGGCUGGAGAGGGGAGAGGGGAAUUGGUGGUGGAUGCAGAUGCGUGUCGGUUGUUCGUGCAGAGGCUGUAUGCAGGGUUCAGCCUGCUGCCUAGGAGCAGCGAGCUGGGUAAGGAGAUGGGGAAGAAGAUGGACGUGAUGCUGGCGAGCCUCAACAAGAUUGAGAACGGGUUCAGUCUCCUUCCCAGGAGCAGCGAGGUGGGGAAGGAGAUGGGAAAGAAGAUGGAUGUCAUGCUGGCGAGCCUCAACAAGAUUGAGAACGAGUAUCCAGAAGAUCUGCUGCAGCUGGGAUUGGAGGGGAGGGAGGCAGGAGGAGUAGAGGGGGAGUGA
Messenger RNA from Closterium sp. NIES-65, 2565 nucleotides. Lineage: Eukaryota; Viridiplantae; Streptophyta; Zygnematophyceae; Desmidiales; Closteriaceae. The record is from the annotation of a GenBank genome assembly.